CAGGGCUUUUAUUUUGGUGUGGUGUUGUGACGUCAUAAGGCUGCGCCACGCUAUGAUGGUUCUGUUGUGAAUCGGCUGAAGAAAGGAAAACUCCUGGUUCAUCUGAGAUCUCGUGCCACACUAUUAUAAAGAUGGCGUUUAUUAAAGAGGAGAGUGAAGACAUAAAGAUUGAAGAAGUGUUCAGUGUGAAACAUGAAGAAACUGAAGAACAAACAGACCUGAUGCAGCAGAUAGAGGGCCGUCAAGAACUGGAUGAAUUUGUCCACAUGAGAAUUCACACCGGAGAGAAGCCUUACACCUGCCUACAGUGUGGAAAGAUUUUCAGUAAAAAAAAAAAACUUAAAAUCCACAUGAGAGUUCACACUGGAGAGAAGCCUUACACUUGCCAACAGUGUGGAAAGAGUUUCAGUCAAAAAAGAAACCUUAAAAUCCACAUGAGAGUUCACACCGGAGAGAAGCCUUUCACCUGCCAUCAGUGUGGAAACAGGUUCACUCAAAAAUCAGGCCUUAAUGCCCACAUGAGAAUUCACACUGGAGAGACUCCAUUCACCUGCCAAAAGUGUGGGAACAGUUACAGUCAUAAAUCAAGCCUUAAUGUCCACAUGAAAAUUCACACCAGAGAGAACCCAAGGUUUUCUAAAACCAUGUGUAUACCAGAACCGGCACAAAAUUCUCUUUAUAAAACCCAGCCAGCGGAAGAUUACCUGAUGCAGCUGAAAGAGGAGAGUCAAGAACUGGAGGAAAUGGAAGAGAAAAAUCAGCAUAUGGAAGAUCAUGAUUUCAGAACUGAAGAAAAAUCUUUAAGUUGCUUUAUGACAAAAAAAGUCUCUUCACAAAAAAAACCUCUGAAUACAGAAACUAGAAGUGAUUUCACCUGCCAACAAUGUGGAAAAAGUUUCUCUAGAAAAUCAAGUCUUAAGGGCCACAUAAGAAUUCACACUGGAGAAAAGCCCUUCACCUGCCAACGGUGUGGAAAGAGUUUCACACAUAAAUCAAACUUUUAUCUCCACAUGAGAAUUCACACUGGAGAAAACUCAUUCACCUGCCAACAGUGUGGAAAGAAUUUCAGUCAAAAACGAAACCUUAGUGUCCACAUGAAAGUUCACACUGGAGAGAAGCCUUUCACCUGCCAACAGUGUGGAAAGAGUUUCACUCAAAAAUCAAACCUUAAUGUCCACAUGAGAAUUCACACUGGAGAGACCCCAUUCACCUGCCAACAGUGUGGGAACUGUUACACUCAUAAAUCAAGCCUUAAUGUCCACAUGAAAAUUCACUCUAGAGAGCCAAAUGUGUGGAAGGGGUUUCACUCAAAAAUCAUAUGAACAUAUGAAAGUUCACACUUGAGAGAAACCGUUCACAUGAUCAGUGUGGAAGGAGUUUCAGAUGUAAUGUAACUCCUAAAACCAACAUUAAUUUAAACAAGAGUAAAGGAAGAAACUGGCAGUAGAAUAUCAAUAUCAAAAGCUGUCACAUUUGUCUGUCUUCCCUGAUAAUGUGGUAUCUUCCAUUGUGAAUCAUUGAUUCUCCAAAGUGGGUGGAAGUUCACCUCCUGCAGGUAACGCAGCCCUUCCUUGAGUAAGGGGUGACUGUGCAAGUUUAUAUUUCCAGUGCAGACCUGAUUUCUGAACAGUUAAAAGAACAGUUUUUAUUUUUACAUCAGCAGGACUUCUCCUAGGAAGAACAUGAUUAAGUCAGAGAGUCUCAGUUUGAGAGUGUUGCCAUCAGAUUCCAUCUCAUUUGUUUUAGGAAGUUUGUGCAUUGCUGCAGGAUAUGUUGGAGGUUGGUAUCAUUCAAAAGAGCUGUAGUAUAUGGGCCUCAACAAUAGGUUUGGAAAAAAAGAAAGAUGGUUUUUGUUUAGAUUACAGCAAACUGAACAAGGUAGCACAUAAAGAUGCAUUUCCUCUACCCCAGGGAUGGACAGCUUCAUCUCCUGCAGAGUUUAGCUCCUAUCCUUUAGCUUUCUAAUAAUCCUAAAGAAAUUGAUUAGCUUGUUUAGGUGUUUUUGAUUAGGGUUAAAGCUGAACUCUGCAGGACAAUGGCCCUCCAGGACCGAAGAUCUCUGCUCUGCCCCAUAUAGAAGAGUCACUGACCAUGUUGUCCAAAGCUUUUUUCCUUUUUUUUUUCAACUUUGUAUCUUGCAAGUUAUUGACAGGCCAAUCAUCGGGAUGUUACCAGGACCUAAGACAACAUUUAUUACACCUGAGUUAUAUGAAUUUAAUCAGAUGCCCUUUGGGCUUUGUAAUGCACCAGGGACCUUUCAACAUUUAGCCCUCUGGGGUCGGCAGAGGUGCCAGUGCAAUCACUUGCAUUUUUUCCUAACAAAUAAUACAUAAUUUGAAACUGUAUUUUUAUUUGCAUACACAAUAACAAAACUUUGUGCUUUUUUAAAAUAAAGAAAACAAAUGGUGCUCUUUCUGAUGUCCAUCUGUGAACUUUCUGAAAAGCAUCACAUAAAUGAAGAGAAACUCAACGAAUACUUACUACACAGACAUGAGAGAUGUGUCUUUAGAAAGCUUGAAGUGUCUUCUUUCCCAGGUAUAAAACGCAUACUUGAAUGCACUUGAAAAAUAUAUAUAUACAAUUGUGUUAAAUACAAUCAAGUACAUUUGUAGAACAUUCUUAUUUUUUGUACUAAAUAAAAUUGUAAAAUUUAUACACUAUAAACACUAAUUAAAAGUAUAUAUCUACUUCACUUGUACUUCAGUGCACUUGAAUAAGUAUACUAAAUACCACUAUGCUUUAUUUCGGUUUGCUUUUCCACUGUAGUUUAGUUGCGGCACCUCUACUGCCAUGGAUCCGCUCCUUGUCUACUGACCACAAUACAGCCUUUUUUUUUUUCAAGUUUGCGUGCGAAAGUCAUUUAAGUAUAGUAUGGAAGUGUACUGAAAUAAGGUGUAUUUUAGUGCACUUUUUCCCCCUGGGUUUAAAUUGUCAUAUUGAAAACAAAUAUUUCCUGUUUAUGUAAUCUAUAUGAAACCAACGAGAGGUACAAUCUUUCCAUCUGAGCUCAUUAUUUUUAAUGUGGCCACACCCACGCUAUACACGGUAAUCAUCCACGUGAGCCAUUUGAACCUGUAAAUGAUCCUAUCACCUGGAUAAACAAAGCAUCAAGCUUCAUCAGAUUCCUCUGCUUUUUAUUGAGUUUGAAAGAAGACUCGCUCUGAGGAAUAAGCCUUAAAUUUAUAUUAGUUAACGUGUUAUUGUUAUAUAAACUUUUACACAUUUAACUAGUUGAACUGUUGGCAUACAAUAGUAGUAAUAUUUAAGAAUAUCUGCUUAAACUUAGAUGUUUAUUAUGUGUUAAAAAGUUAUAUGUUAUAUAGGUAUACGUAGAAUUAUAUAUAGGUUAUACGAUUAAAUAUUUCUUUUUGAUAUAUGAACUAUUUGUUCAUAUAUGUUUACAUAUGUAGCACCAUGCUCCAGUGAAUUUGAUUAGAUUGUGCACUAUAUUGUAAAUUAACUCCAAAACAAAACACUAUCUUUUAAUCUCCUCACAUUCUUUCUUCAGGCUGCCUUACACCAUUCCACCUUGAUGGUUAAUUUGGGUAGGGUUAGAAAGGGGCCUUUGUCUUCCCAGGUGUGUUACAUCAAUAUUCAGGGUCAUACAGCCUUUCUAACACAAUACAUGUUUCACAAAAGUACAAAUAUAUAUAAUGAAUAUAUUGUUUUUGUGAAUGAGUGGACAGGGUGAUUUUCACACAAUUUUGUAAUAAUUCCUUACAUUUAUAAUUCCUUAUAGUAUAUUCCUUAUAUUUGCAGUAUAAAUCCUAGGGUACAAGAUCCAGUUCUCAGAAGUCUAGUGAACAAAUAUUCAGAAUGGGUUUUAUGGCCUUAUUUUGGUGAGAAAAAAGAGAAAAGUUACUAACCACUCAUAAUCUUCACUUUUAAAAAAUGCAAAUGGAAACACCUCAAGACACUUUUGCUUGGCCAAUCAAAGAAGGUCUUGCGGAGAGCUAUAUUUUUUUAAGGGAAUUGACACCAGCAUGUGAGCAGACAUUCUUUCGACUGAAGACACUGCAACAAGCACCUGUCUUGGCUUUUGCAGUUAAUUCCUUAUACAGAUUGGAGUAAUCAUGCGUUGCAGGAUGGUAGCAAAAGAGUUAUAGCCUAUGCUAGUUGAAACCUACAUUCUUCUGAGUAGAGCUGUCAAAAUUAGUCUGUUUAAACUUACGUUGUUGGCCUUAAAAUGGGCCAUUACAUAAAAUUUUCAUAAGUUCUUGUUAGGUGCAGAAUUUACAGUUAAUACUAAUCCUCUUUCUCAUCUUUAGAGAGUUCUUCUUGGAAGUCUUGAACAGCGCUAGAAUUUGUGGUUAGCUAGUUAUCACCUCCAAAUUAAACACUAUGCUGGAAAGUCUAACACCAAUGUGGAUGCCCUCAAGCAUGCCAGUAGGGGUUUGGGAGCUAGUUGAUGAGCUGGAUGGAGGUGUGUGCCUGGCGAAAAAUGCUUUUCACUGACGAAUUGUGAUUUUGUGUCACCAGGGGUGAUGGAUGAAUGGUGUUUUUUGUCAAAGGAAUGAGCAUUACACUGAGGCCUGUACUCUGGAGUGGGAUCAUUUGGAGGUAAGGGUUCGUCAUGGAGCUUGUUGUCAUUGCAGGUAAUCGCAAUGCUGUGUGUUACAGGGAAGACAUCCUCCUCUCUCAUGUGGUACCCUUCCUGCAGGCUUAUCCUGGCAUGACUAUGACUAUGACAAGCCAUACUGCUUGUUCUGUGUGUGGUUUCUUGCAAGACAGGAAUGUCAGUGUUCUACCAUGGCCAGUGAAAAGCCUGGGACUAAGUACCAAUGAGCAUGUCUUGGAUCUAAUCUUUUUUCUAAUCUAAUCUUGUUUUGUGAUAUAAUAUGAUUUCAGAAUCCUUUUUUUCCUUUUGAACAACCCAUUUUCAAGAUUUGAUCCAAUUUAAUAGGACCAAUCCGAUUUUGAACAACCGGCAGAACUCAGAAUUAUAAAUACUGUACCUAUGCUGUGGGACUGGGUUUAUCUAAUGCAGUGUGAAUGUUGCUGGGGUUUUUUUUUGUGUGUGUGACAGAAUAAUUUUCAAAUAGCUGCUUUAGUUUAGAGGUGAACCAGGCACUGGUUUGCAGGAAUUGUAAGAGGCUCAGUGCUGAACACCAGUGCAGAACUUAUCAAAUCGGGAUUGAUUGGAUAAGGGGAAAAGGCAAGGGGAAAUGUGGCACAAAACACAGAAAAAUAUCACCACGCUGAGUCACAUGGUUUAAAGGUGGAUUUAACCAUCCCGUCUCAUUAGAUUUCUGGCCUCUGACAGAUAUAAUGAGGCGUUGUACCAAAAAGUCCACAGACCCUGAAGGUAUCUCUGCUUUAUUGCUAAAAUGUUGUUUAGAGUAAUUUACUGCUGCAUGGCAUCCUAUUUUUCAACAAUCAGUGGACUCUCAUAUUAUACCUGCUCUCUGGAAAAAGCAGUUGUUCCAUUACCAAAGAAACCAGGUUUGAGUGAGAACACGUAGUAGUAUGGGUUCUCAAUUCUGGCCCUCAAAGUCCACUUUCCUGUAGAGUUUAGCCCCAACCCUGAUCAGACUCACCUGCUUGUAAUUUUCUAGUUAUCCUGAAGACUUUAAUUAGCUUGUUCGGGUGUGUUUGAUUAGGGUUAGAGCAAAACUCUGCAAGACUGCUUAUCUCAAUAGCCACAGUUCAGAAUCCAUAGGGUAUAACAUUACGAGAGAGAGCGUGUGAUUAAUUGUGUCUGUUAUAACUUCCAUUCUCUGGUCAGUAUUUCUCAAACCUGUCCUAGCCCUGCACAUUUUGUAGGUCUCCUUUUAUCAGACACAAACAUUUCAGGUCUUGAAGUCUACUAACGUGCUCAUGAGUUGACUCAGGGGUGAUAGAUGAGGGAGACGUACAAAAUGUGCAGGGCUGGUGGUACUCCAGGGAUGUGCUUCCCAAAGCCAACUAUGGUCGCAAGUUCUGUCAUAACCAAUAGAGUUCAAUGUAACUUGCGACUAUAGUUGGCUAACAACCACCCCUGGACAGGUUUGAGAAUCACUGCUCUAGGUCAUUUCAUAAAUUAGUGAAAAUCAGUUUGCAUUCAUGUGUGCUGAUGAAAGAGAUAUAUUUCUUGUAUAUCCUUUCAAGACUUAAGGGGAUUUCACGUCAUUUCAGUGUUGGCCAUUGCCAGUAUCUAUGAAAUAAAGUGUCAAAUUUAAUUUAACACAACCCCAUGCUGCAUUGCAAUGUUGGUUUAGCCUUGUAAGGUGGUGUGUAAUGUUAAAAAUUAUCUCCUUAUGCAUAACAAUGUGACUGCAUUGAAGUCACCGAAAAAUCAGCAACACUAAUACAUAGACGUUUCUUAAUACCAAGUAUUUAUACAAAAUAUUUUUAUUAAACAGUAAUAUUUAAUGAACAAAAAUAGCCAUUAUAUAAGAUAUUUGUACAAUAGAAAAUAUACAUGUAAACAAUUCAGUCAAAAGUAGGCAACAAAGGCAGUGGCACUUGUAUGACAUUUCAGUUAAAUAAAAUAUAAAAUUAUAAAACUUAAUUUUGACCUCAGUCAAAAUAAUUUUCCCAGGAACAAAUAAUAGAUUGAUGAGACCAAAGAUUGGCUGUUGUAUCCAAAAAGAAUUAUAUCUCAUGUUUAACCACAGCAGAUACAUCAGA
Megalobrama amblycephala (Wuchang bream) is the source of this 6609-nucleotide messenger RNA. RefSeq names its product gastrula zinc finger protein XlCGF57.1-like. Bases 132 to 1322 code for a protein of 396 amino acids. Gene Ontology annotation, biological process: regulation of DNA-templated transcription. Gene Ontology annotation, molecular function: RNA polymerase II cis-regulatory region sequence-specific DNA binding; DNA-binding transcription factor activity, RNA polymerase II-specific. NCBI's taxonomy places the organism in Eukaryota, Metazoa, Chordata, Actinopteri, Cypriniformes, Xenocyprididae. The transcript is spliced from 4 exons. The record is from RefSeq and is a predicted model, not a curated record.